Messenger RNA from Tribolium madens (black flour beetle), 2217 nucleotides. RefSeq names its product potassium/sodium hyperpolarization-activated cyclic nucleotide-gated channel 1-like. NCBI's taxonomy places the organism in Eukaryota, Metazoa, Arthropoda, Insecta, Coleoptera, Tenebrionidae. The record is from RefSeq and is a predicted model, not a curated record. The transcript has 7 exons. The coding region runs from base 190 to 1854 and encodes 554 amino acids.
ACAAACAGGUAGUUUAUGUUCGUUGUGUUGGUGGUUGGUGUUUUUGCCAGCCUGACUUGGCGCUGAGUUUAAAAUUCAAUUACUCAAGUUGGCUUAUACAUUCGUAAUGAGAGCAUUACCAUAGCAAAACAGUAAAAACCAUUAAAAGAAUAAAUAGCGUAUCAGAAAAAUACAGAAUUUUUAAUAAAAAUGACUGCCGGACCUCCCAAAUACAACAAAGUGUUUGCCCACUUGGGCCACGACUGUGAAAUGCUUGCCGAAGAUGACGAAGUGGAGAAAAGGUUCCCACAGAAAACUUGGUGCAAUCAAUUUAAAAGAGCUGUGAUGAGAAGUAUCCUAGUUCAUGAAAAAAUCUGUAAAUCUUGUGCCAUUCACUUGCGAAGUCACGGUGCAAUCGAGAAAGAAAAACAAAGACAUAUUAGAUACCACCCCACAAGCAUCCACCCUUUCAGCAGUGCUCGGAUUUGGUGGGAGUUAUGCAUGUGCGGUGUUUGCCUCUUUCAGUUAAUUUUGGUACCAUUAGAUAUUGGAUUUUAUGCUUUUGAAGAAACCAUGCCAUUUCUUCACAGUACUGCCUUUCUUACACUCCGAAUGGCUCUGGAUUUGAUUUGUUGCGCCGAUAUUGGGUUUAAUGCAAUAACGGGAUAUUAUGAUGAAGCAAAAAAAGAGGUUGUGCUUCAUCAUCAGAAGAUAGUUUUACAUUAUUUGAAAAAUCAAUUUAUUGUGGACUUUUUGUCAUCAGUGCCAACUCACUGGGAUCUUUUUAUACCUAUGGAUAAUUCCGGUGGUUAUAAAAACUGGAAUUUGGCGAUUUUACAAUUAAUAUCGACGAUAAAAUAUUUGAGAUUUUUCACUCUCAAUAAUCUUGCAAUGAAACUUUGCAAUAUAUUUGGAGUUGAUUUUUAUGUACGACAUGGGGUUCUUAUGGUGCUCACAAUGCUAAUUUUUUGGCACACUCUUUCUUGUACCCAAAUUUUCGGAUAUUAUCUUUUCGAUGACAAGAAAAAUUAUGCCGCUUAUAAGAACACAACUGCUUUCAAAGCUAUCUCUCGCAGUCUCUACGACGGGGCUCUUUUAAUUUAUACAGCAUCAUACGGAGUGGAAGAACCAGAAAACAACAACGAAUUUUUAAUGACUACAGUGUUAUGGUUUUUAUCAAAAUUUGUCCAAAUUUACCUCCUAGCUCGCGUUAUUGAAUUCUUGCGCGCUAAAACUUCGCCUAAAAUGAAGUACUCUCAAAUGGUAAAACAACUGGUUGAAUUUAUGCGUCAUAAACAGCUCCCAUUGUACACCCAAAAAAGAAUUUUGACUUAUUACGAGUUCCAUUUUCAAAAAAGCUACUUUCGGGAGAAUGAAAUCUACGCAACGAUUUCUGGCCAGUUGCGACAAGAAAUCGUAAUGCAGACUUGUAGGCAGUUGGUGGAAAACGUUGAAUUUUUCAGAGAUCUUCCACUGAAUUUGCUGGUACGAAUCGUGUCCUGUUUGCGAUCCGAGAUUUAUUUGACUAAUGAUGUUGUUGUGAAAGCAAAUUCGACCGGAAACUGCAUGUACUUCAUCUCUACUGGAACUGUGGCUGUUUACACAGUUUCAGGGAAAGAAGUUUGUCAUUUAGAAGAUGGGGACCACUUCGGCGAAAUUGCUUUAGUCACUCCAGAGGCGCAACGAGUUGCUUCUGUUAUUGCUGUGGAAACGUGUGAAUUGUACAGAUUGGACAGGAAGGAUUUUAUUAAAGCUAUCCAUCCAUAUCCUGACUUACUGGAAAAGAUACAGAAAAUUGCCGCCGAUAGGAUGGAGAAGACUAAUCUUAUGGAGGAACAUUAUAAGAGAGAUAUGGCUACCAAGAGAUUAUAUUAGGUGUUUGUAGAGAAUAGCUUGAUUCCAAUAAAACUCAGUUUAUUUUACAACUUAAUUAAACAACAAAAAUAUCAUCACAACUAACCAGUUUACACAAUUAAUGGCUUUUUAAAAGCGACUAAUACCUUUUUUAUUUUUAUCACUGGUAAAUUCACUUAAAAACUCACUAUGCAAUUAAGAUCAAACAAAAAUCUAGUAAUUAGACUACAUAAUUUUUAACGUAAAAUAGGUAGGAUAAAAUUUGUCUUAAAUUAACGAGCCAAUUGUAUAAUUAAAGCGGCACACAUUUCGAAAAAUUCCAUAGUGUAAUGCCCUUUCGGUUUUGCGUUCAAAGUGAUAUCGCCUGACUGCACUGGAGUGGCC